GCGGCGGGGUUUCGGUGCGCCUCUCCCUCCCGCAGGGGAGAGGGCGUGGGCUGCGGCGCGAUCCCCCACCCCGGGGUCGUACCGGGGGUCAGAAUCCACCGCGCCGCAGGAGAAGGAAGCGGGUCUGAUCUUAUGUCUUCAAUGGAGGUCAACUGCACUGGCCAAGGAUGAAGAGCAGUCCUCAUAGGCCCCUGAUACUCAAGAGACGGAAAUUGCCUCUCUCCCAUGGGGAUGUGUCUAGCAGCACCCUUGCAGGACAGGACUCCAGCGGACAGGGCAAUGGGUCCCUUAGCCAACAGCAAGCAAGGACAGUUGAGCACAGCACAAACAGGAAGACACUUGAAACCCAGAAAUUCCCUGCUGGGAUUAAGAUAAUUAGCCAUCCUGCAAUGCCAGUCACUCCGGUGAUGGCCUUCCCUGCUGGCACAGAUGUCCAAACCAUCAUUGAAGCUCUGGCAGCCAAAAGGAAAGAAUGCGGAAGCAAUGGGCCUAAUAAAUUUAUUAUCAGUAGUGGCAGCAGCUCUCCAACUCUUGAAGCAAGAGAACUGAGCCAGCUGUUGAAAUCUGAAGAUGAGCACAGCAUUCCCUAUAACAAGGUUCAGGAAGAAGAAGGUGCUGGCCUAAGCUCUGGGGCAUUGAAAGGGAUGGCAUUUUGGGCCUCGGAAUCACAAUCUACGGAAGGAGAAGAAUCGGAAGGAAACAGCAGCGGGGAAGCUCCAAGCUGUGGCCUAGACAGCAGUCUGACCAACAUCCAGUGGCUGGGCAAGAUGAGCUCCGACGGCCUGAGUCCCUGCAGUGUGAAAAAAGAAACGGAGAAGGAGAACCAGACUCCGAAGCAGGAAACGGCCGUCAAGAUUGAGGAGGGUGCUGCACCUUCCUCCUCUACCUCCUUUCUGCAGGAGUCCUUCGCUGAGCGACCCCCCUACUCCUACAUGGCCAUGAUCCAGUUUGCCAUCAACAGCACUGAGAAGAAGCGCAUGACGUUGAAAGACAUCUACACCUGGAUUGAGGACCACUUCCCUUAUUUUAAGCAUGUGGCGAAGCCAGGCUGGAAGAACUCCAUACGGCACAAUCUGUCCCUUCAUGACAUGUUUGUUCGGGAGACAUCUGCCAAUGGCAAAAUCUCCUUCUGGACUAUUCAUCCCGAAGCAAACCGCUAUCUGACACUGGACCAGGUAUUCAAGCAGCAAAAGCGGCACACUCCAGAUCUGCAGAAGAACAGUGGCGGCACAGCGGGGAGCAAGAGCCAGCCGCAGCCUGCACGACGCAAAAUGAAGCCGUUGCUGCCCCGUGUCAAUUCUUAUCUGGUUCCAAUCCAGUUUCCUCUGAGUCAGUCUCUCAUCCUUCAGCCUUCUGCCAAGAUUUCGCUGCCUGUCUCCCAAAGUGUCUCUGAUCCUGCCCAGAGCUGCAAGAGGGUACGCAUUGCUCCAAAGGUAUUGCCAACUAGCGUGAAGCCAACCCCCUUCUCACCUGAAAUCUCCAUAAAAGAGGAAGUUUUUUGUGGGGAAGAAUCGUCUCUGUUUGCUUCUCGCCAGUCCGCCAAGGAAGACGCGUGUCAGGUCGGCAUAGAAUUGUUCCCUGCAGUCCUGUCUAUAAAAAAGGAAAGUGACUUUUUCCAUUCCGGUGAAUGGGCCCUUCCAUUCCAACCAGCGUUGCCUAUGGAAGAAUCACCAGUGCAGGAUGAGGCACAGCUGAGCUUGUUCCUCCCGGGACCCGAAAAGCAGAAGGGGCAGCUUGCAGCUCUCCAGCAGCCGCCAUCCCAGGAGGCGCUUGGCACAAAGAGGCAUGAAUGGCAUGAGAUCAGCAGAUCCAGAAGGAAACAGCACUUGUCCCUCCCUUGUCUGGAAGAGCCACUCCUGCCCCUGCAAUCCAGCAGUGGUUCAGAUUCAUUCACACUAGAACACAGUUUUCCCUCUGGACAAGGAGGCCCUUGUCUAGGAAACGCAGCCCACCUUAACUUCUCUUGUGGGGAAUAUGGCCCAUUGAAAACUCCAAUUAAAUGGGAAUGUGGCCCAUUGAAAACUCCAGCUUCUUCCACCCCUUGUAAAAUGCCCACUCCCAUCGCUUCCCUGUUAGUUCCUGAUCCCUGGAGACUGGUACCUUUAGUCAAGGAAACUAGUGAACAGGAUUUCAGCCCCAGGAGAAGCCCUCCAGUACCAUUACUUUACCCCCAGGAGAACUUAGACAUUAGCAGUUCUGUGAGACCAUCCAUGUUUGAUUCCCCUCAGCCUCUGCUUCUAAAUACAGAAGCUCAUGACGUGGUCUUGGGACCGUUGAUGAGCUCUCCUGCAUCCAGCAACUACUCACCUCCAGAGUUUCAAGCGUCUGUCCUCUCUGAAAACUGCUCACUCCGAGACGGCCUAGUCCCAGAUACCAUGAAUGACAGUUUGAGCAAAAUCUUGCUCGAUGUCAGUUUCCCUGGCUUUGAUGAGGACAAUCUGGGGACUGAUCUCAGCUGGUCGCAGUUCAUUCCAGAUCUGAAGUAAUCCAAUGGCGCUUAUAGAUUCUGAGGUCAACUUCAUGCAACAGGUUGUGCUUUGUUAACUAAGCCCUCAGCUGUGAUACAUACUUGGGUGACCCAUUCAUAGGGUUUGCCAUGGGCUGGCCACAGGCUGCUUGGAGUUCCAGUGGAUAUUGCUCUGGGCUUGGCAGAGGACUGAGAUUGGUCAGAGCAAAAGGGAAAACUCGGUCACUUCCUUCUGACACGUGGAAGGGGAAACCCCAUUUCCUAUUUGUUGCCUUUCUGUUUACAUGAGUGUCUGGUCUGUAAAUAUUUGCACUUCGUAGAAGUUUGGGGGAUCAGGUGCAUCCUGAGUUUUUGUGUAAGGCAGAAAAAUUGGGCAGGUUCAACUUGUCAUUGGAAGAGUAGGAUUAAAAGCUGAGUUUGGCCUUGAGUCUAAGUGUAACUAACCAUUCGCUUCGGAGGCUUAUGGAGAUGCGUGUUGUUUUUAGUUAGCCUGGCCCUGUUUCCUCAAAGAAUUUGAGGCACAGUUUAUAUCUCUUUGCCUCGAAUACACAUAUAUAUUGAUAUGCAAAACCCAGCAUUAGGGAGCCACCCUAGUUCUUUCCGGCCUUGUAGAAAUAGCUGCUGAAACAUUUCUCCACAGGAUGUGUUUGUGCCACAAAAAGCUUCCAUCACUUAACAAGUGAAGGUCCUGUUGAGCGGACAGGACCUGGGGGGGGGGGGGGAAUUCCUUUUAACAGAAGACUGAAUUGCUUCAUCUGUUGACAGUCGAAGAGGGAAUGCGUCUGAAGUGACAGUGUAGAGCACUUUCUCCUAACUAAGGUUUCCUGAAUGGAAAUUCUGACUUCUCCGCAGUGUGAGACAAGGGCACGAAAGUGGUCCACUUGCACCCUCCAGUGGCCAUCCCAGAGCAGUCCCCAUCCAUAUGGUCAAGCCUAAUAGCUCAGGGCCAUAGGGCCAGGCUACAGGCAGGUUUUAGAAAUCCUGAAGCAAGCAGCUAAAUGCUGUCUUUCUGAGCACCUCAUCAUACCUGGCAAAAUUAGUGCUGUGGGCUUUACAGAUGGAUCCUGAAAUCGGGACAGGAGGGGAUGAAGUGCACUAAGGGUCUCUAGACAUUUUUCUUCACAUUAUAAAUAUGUACUAGUGCAAAUUGUGCCCCUUCUCUAUAUUGUAUUUUUAAAAAUGAAAACAAGUGUAAUUUUGUAUUAUGAACAGGCAGUGCCUUAAAAAAAACAGGAACCGCACACAACUGCUUCAACCGUACUCUUCGUCUGAGUCUUUUAACAGCCUAUGCAAUAAAGCCACAGCAGAUGCA
Molecule: messenger RNA, 3779 nt
Organism: Eublepharis macularius
Lineage: Eukaryota; Metazoa; Chordata; Lepidosauria; Squamata; Eublepharidae
Gene: FOXM1
Product: forkhead box M1
Exons: 8
Coding region: 168-2486 (772 amino acids)
Biological process (GO): regulation of DNA-templated transcription; G2/M transition of mitotic cell cycle
Molecular function (GO): sequence-specific DNA binding; DNA-binding transcription factor activity
Source: RefSeq, a predicted model, not a curated record